UCAGCCUCCAGAAGCAUAGCUGGGACUGCUGUGGAUCAGAGCGCACCAUUUUCUCGGUCCUUGGUCUCCUGCCUCUGCCGUUCAAGUGUACGAUGACCUCAGAUAACGUGUUUCUGUCUACUUUACAGCCCCACACCGCAUCCUCCAGCUAUGCCCUCCCGUCGGACAAACAGCUCUGGAAAGGGCCCGCCGUGUCGAACGAGAGGGCGAAAUCGCGGCGGGUCCAGGAGCAGGUAAAGAUGAAACUGGCCGAGAAGUCCACUCUUCCGCGUCAGAAUGGAGCGGCGUCGAGCUCCGCCAUGUCAGAUUACGGCGGUUCAUCAAACAUGAAAUACAGCACCUACAGCCCAAGUUUUAGCUCUAAAUCUUCCUACAUGCACUCAGGCUCUAAAACAUUGGGUUCUCGUAUGUCUCAGAAGACACAAUACAGCAGUUGCUCCGCAGCCCCGGACAUGAUUCAGUUUCAGCGGAUGAGUGUGGGGGGUGGUGGCGGUGGAGGUUUUUACCGGGAAGAUAUACGCACUGGUGGCUUCCAGGGGUCCAUCAGACAGAACCGAGUGGACCAAGAUGCCAUGUCUGUGCAUUCAAUGCGAAACACGCCUGCAGUGAAUUCAUGGGUGAUUGACAACAGCGAUGCUGGAAGCAUUGUCUCUGAACAGGAUGCCACCUUCGGCCGUCGGUAUGCCCAAAGUGCAAUAAAUGGCUACAGCACCCAGAUGAGACAAGGAGGAGGCACCAUGACCUAUCAGACCCAGGUUCAGACCCAGGCACCGUCAUCAGCACCUAGCACCAUGUGUCGAAGUGUAAGUGGCCCUAUGGUACGUGGUGCCACUCUGAGAGGAGGAGGGACCGAGAUUAUCCAACAGCAAUCUUCCUUCAAAGGUCCGGCUCACCGCACUAUCAACAGGAUUGCGAACCGUAACCGGGCGAGCGUGGGUUCAAUGUAUGGGACCCAGAUGACCUCAAGCGCUGGCAACUUGUAUGGAGGAGGAGACCAAGUAGACAGAGGGUUUGUCAUGUCCCAACUCGGAUCUGGUUCACAGGGUAAUCUAUCGAUGCACCGGCAAGGCACUCUGUCACGAUCCAUGUCGAUCAAAAGCAUGCACAGUGUGGGCAGGGGCAUGGACAUCUAUGGCCAGACAGAUAUGGAAGACAUGGGCCACCUGCAUGGGCUUCUUGACUUGGACAUGGAAACUGCAAUUAUGUAUCUGAGGGAAAAAGACCACGGGUUGCAGGUCCUGGGUGCAGCAUACAUUCAGCACCAGUGUUACAAUGAAAGCGCGGCAAAAAAUGAGGUGCGGGAAAGGAAUGGCAUUGGGGAUUUGAUUAAGCUGUUCAACAGCAGCAACAGUGAAGUGCGCCGUUACGCCACCGGUGCGGCACGCAAUCUCAUCUAUGAGAACUACAAAAACAAGAUGAUGCUCAUCGACCACGACGGCAUCUUGCAGCUGAUGCUGGCGCUCGAAGAGAAUGAUGAUGAGCUUCACAAAAACAUCACAGGUAUCCUGUGGAAUCUCUCAUCCAAAGAGGAUUUGAAGGAGAAGUUGGCCAAAGAGACAUUUCCUCAGCUCAUUGACAAGAUCCUCAUUCCUGCGAUGAAAAGAAUGAAGGAGGACAAAGAGGCGAGUGACGAAGCCAUAGACAAACUCACAGAGACUCCCUCUCAGGCAGAAAUAUUUUGCAACACGACAGGAUGCCUCAGGAAUCUGAGCUCUGGAUCGGACAAGACCCGUCAAUGCUUGCGAGAAGCGCAAGGGCUGAUGGAGUCUUUGGUGAACUGCCUUACUGGUGCCAUUGAUAAGGGCAAGGCAGAAGAAAAGGGUGUGGAGAACACAGUAUGUAUCUUAAGGAACCUCUCGUACCAAAUCUACAAAGAGCUUCCUCCAUCUUAUCAGAUCAUCCAGGACAACAACAAAGAUCCAGAUAGUGUGACUGAAACCAUCGGCUGCUUUUCCCCGAACAGCAAAAAAGCCAAAAAGAAAUUGGAAGACCAGAAACGCUUGGUGUUUCGUGAUUUAGUAAAGCAACCAAAAGGGAUGGCGUAUCUGUGGCACCCUAGUAUAGUGAAUCACUACCAUCGCGUGCUGACCUCUUGUGAAAUUAAUGCCACCACACGUGAAGCAGCCAUCGGAGCUCUGCAGAACAUCACCGCUGGAGAUGAGCCAUGGGCUGCAUCCAUGUGCUCCUUUGCUGUGGAACAUGUAAAAAUCCUGCCAACCUUGAUGAAUCUGCUGCAAACAGACAGGAAGAAGGAGCUACUUUCUCUCACUGGCCUGUUAAGGAACUUAUCUCGACACACCACUGUCACUUAUAUAUUGGACCCCCUGGUAAAGAAGUUGCCAGAAGAUGGAAAUUGGAAGGAACCUUCUGACGAAGUAGUGUUGACCAUUUGUGGUGUUCUCAAUAAUAUGGUGAUACAAAGUUUUGACCAUGCCAAGGAUAUCUGUCACAAUUCAGGCUUGGAGAAAUUGAUGGGCAUCAAGAAGACAGCAUCUUCCAGCCCAGAAAGGCUUAAGACAUCCUCAGCUGCAGCCACAGUCCUUGCCAACAUGUAUCAUUACAAGAAACUGCACAAGUUGUUCAAGAAGAAAAAGUUUACUAAAAUUGACUUCGAAACAAUCCAUACCUGAGCAAUGCAGGAUCUGGCCCGUGGGAAGAACUUAGUAUUUUUACAACACAACAGACAACGACGGACAUUGGAGCAGCACAAGAACCACGGAUCCAGGACUAUGAUUGAACUCUAAUACUGAUGUCUGCACCCAAACUACUUCGGCUCAACACAGUUUGUAUAGUCAGGGAUUUUAUCCGUUAGAGCAGCAUCAAUUUAAAUGGCUUAAGAAAAAAACACUGAUUGUAGUAGACCCUUGUGCACUCUCCCUACAACCAAUGUAGCUUUGUAAAUAGUGCUUUUAAUUUUAAAAAGAAAUUAGAUUUAACACUUUGUUGUGCUUACCUGAUAUAUGUUUAUACGACCCAGCGUCUAACUUCGUUAUAUUUGCAUGAAAACCAGAGAUUUAUGAGACAUCGGAUGUAAAUACCUUUACUUUAGGGGAUAAUCUUUAUGGAUAUACAUGCUUUUUAACGCUAAAACAAAAUUUUAAAAAUAUGUAUUCAGCUGGUGGUGUAAGGAAUGUUGUGCAGUUAAAAGUAUAAUUUCUUCACAUUUGUUUACCCAUUAAAUAUACAGUUGAAGUUUGAGAAUGUUCCAUAUCUGAGCAGCUUUCAGACUUGUUUUUUUUAUUAGACAAAUAUUGUGUAUAUAGAGACUUUUUUUUAAAAAAAAAUAAUGAGAUUAGGUUUUUAGAAAUUACUGCUCGUGGUGUAAGUGGUGACAGAUAUGUGGAUUUUGCCAGAAACCUCGACUUGUUUUGUAUGUUUCAUACACAGAUAUUUCAUCCGAUUUAAUAGCUAAUAAAGACUUGGAAAUAAA
Messenger RNA from Girardinichthys multiradiatus, 3430 nucleotides. RefSeq names its product plakophilin 3a (gene pkp3a). The coding region runs from base 93 to 2630 and encodes 845 amino acids. The transcript is spliced from 13 exons. NCBI's taxonomy places the organism in Eukaryota, Metazoa, Chordata, Actinopteri, Cyprinodontiformes, Goodeidae. Gene Ontology annotation, cellular component: plasma membrane; cytoplasm; nucleus. The record is from RefSeq and is a predicted model, not a curated record. Gene Ontology annotation, biological process: cell-cell junction assembly; cell-cell adhesion. Gene Ontology annotation, molecular function: cadherin binding.